AUGACGGUGUUUGAAUUUUUAAAAGGAACAACUAAUCUGACAUUUUUUAUAUUAUGUUUCUUCAGAUCUUACAAUAAAGUAGUGAAAAGCUAUUUUCAGACGACCGAAGCCGAUCAGCUUCAAGCAGACAUUCAAUUGCAUAGGAAGAUUGUGGCAGCGGCGGAACGUUUGGCUAACGAUCGUACCACUAACAAGCUGGUGAGGAAGAAAAGGAAAAGGGACUUCAAGGCGGCUGCCACUAAGCUACGAGGUCUGGAGAAGGGACUGUACCAGCUACGGUUGUCGGCUUCGAAGCCAGACAUUUCGGAGUUUGAUGGUUUAUCACAGUUGCCAAAGUCGAGUGUUGGAAGCGGGUUUUCGCUGAAUAGUUUGAGUACGUUUUUUAAUUUUGGAUUAAGUUUUUUUAAAUUUUUUAAAGCAGUCUAAACGGUGUAUAAAUAUAAUAUGCAAUACUAAACAAUAAUUUUAACUUUUCAGAACACUGGCCUAACUUUAUGAAUCCGAAGAUCGGCUUUGUAGCUAAGUCGUGUCCCACAACGCCUCGAGGUUCUAUUCAGGAUAUGUCGCAGGAAGAUGUGGAGAAACUGUCAGUUGGCAAAGCCUUCAACAUGAGAGGGCCUGCGCAACGAACGGCCAAUAAGAUCUCGGCCUUGAAUUGGGCCGAGAAACAACGACGAUCUUCCGGAGCUCUUCCACCUUCGGUCCCACAACGAAAACACACGACUGGUUCUUUAGGAUAUUGCCAGUCAGAUUCGUCAUCUCUAGCAUGUCAAUCUACAUCAAGUAUAGCAUUUGAAACCCCCACCUACUCUAAUAUUGGCUACGAAUCAGUGGUUCCUUAUCAGAGUUCAUAUCGUCGUUCCAAUUUUCCCACGCUACAGGAACGGUACGGACUUGCGAGUAGAUCCAGAAGUACGUCGAGCUACGGAGAACCGAUUAGAAGGACAGAGUACCAUGGACAACAUCAGAGUACGAUAAGUGAAAAGAGAGAUACGGAUUCAGUGAUAGCUACAGGCUUCUCGACGUCAAGUUUGGAUAGAAGAAUGCUCAGAAGUAGACCGACAAGCACGACGUCAGUGAACCCACAGUUGAGGGAUUCUACAUCGUCAGGGGUUUCUAGUGCUUCUUCAUUCGCUGGGUCACCGUGCACGAUGUCACGGACGACAACUUUUCCAGUUUCUCCAGAAUACGGGUGAGUUACUGUAGUUUUAUACAGUCUUUACUGUAUAUCUUACACAGAAGUUGUGUAGUACUUUUUUACAUUGUAUUUUAAAGACGUAUCAUGUUUUAUAUUGUUAUCCCAUGACUUAUUACAGAGAACCCUCCUCUCACACCAUGACCUCAUCCAUAUCCAGCUCCCGCCUCCAACCUCAGAACAUUGAUCAUAUAUUAUCAUCGAUAUCGUCCCGUGCUGCCAUUCAUUUCAAAAACAGUCCAGCUUUAGGUAGUCCGUCCAAGAAGACGGCUACCGUAGUGUAG
Molecule: messenger RNA, 1479 nt
Organism: Bursaphelenchus okinawaensis
Lineage: Eukaryota; Metazoa; Nematoda; Chromadorea; Rhabditida; Aphelenchoididae
Source: the annotation of a GenBank genome assembly